Puntigrus tetrazona (Sumatra barb) is the source of this 6488-nucleotide messenger RNA. RefSeq names its product potassium voltage-gated channel subfamily KQT member 4. NCBI's taxonomy places the organism in Eukaryota, Metazoa, Chordata, Actinopteri, Cypriniformes, Cyprinidae. Gene Ontology annotation, biological process: potassium ion transport; transmembrane transport. Gene Ontology annotation, cellular component: membrane. Gene Ontology annotation, molecular function: voltage-gated potassium channel activity. The transcript is spliced from 14 exons. The record is from RefSeq and is a predicted model, not a curated record. The coding region runs from base 1160 to 3205 and encodes 681 amino acids.
CAUAAUCCGUUCAUCUAAUUUUGGUGGCGGUGCCAGCCAUCCCUCCCUCUCCUCCAGUGUACGCUGCUCUCACUUUCAUCAACAUCGCGCAGCGCGCAGCACGUGCCGGUUACGCACUCUCUCCGUCUACAGCGCCGAGCGUCUUGGACUCUAUAAUAUGUCACGGACUUUUGGGACAGUCUUGAAAUGACCGAACCACGGGCACGGCUUUGAAUUCGUCUCUCACGGACCGGCUCCGCUCCUCCCCAAAGAACCGGAAUGAGCUUCGCGCUCCGGAGGGGGAAAACCGGGCAUGUCGUUUACUUCUAAACAUUUCUGCUGUGUGCUUAGAUAGGAAAACUUGAGUUAUGGGAUGCUUCGGGCUUUUUUCGAGUCGCUGGAUGUAUUCCAAAACUUUUGAGUAAUUAAUUCGCACGUUAGCGUCUCACCAUGAAGUGCUCGUUGUCCAGUUACGAUAGGAGAUGAAAAGUGAGCUGAAAUAUUAAUAUCAAUGUUCAGCCAGGGCUUUAAUAAAGGGGUGUUUGCGAUUAGUGAUAGGGACCUUAAAUGAACAGUAAUAACAUGCAGACGCGCUCUAUGAGGCUUUUCAGCUGUAAAUCACGUUUAGCCUAUUAAUGUGCAUUUUGUCUUCUAAAGGGAUUAGAUGUCUUUAAUUGUAACUGACUUAAAUGUCCUAAUAGGUUAGUUACUUAUUUUGCUGAUAACAGCAACUAUUUUUUGUUUGGAAGUGAUUGAUAAGAGUACAUUUUACUGUGUAGGCUAUUAAAGAGCGUUUUUUUUUUUUUUUACCAGUAUGCACAAUUUUCUACUUAAUCGGUUAUCGGUCGUUUAACAUCGAGCCCACCGAUAAAUUACAGUAGGUCUCUAUAAAUAUCGUUCAUUUUUAUGGUUGUUUGCAUAAAUUAUUCAACUUUUUAUUCAAUCUUUGCAAGUAAACCCAGAGUAUGAAUUAAUAUUAUUUAUGUUAUUUGUAAAAAACGAUGUGUUUUUAUUGCGGUAUGAUCAUUAUUUAGCUAUCAUUGUGUUGCAGUUUUUUUUAAAUCAGCUGUAGGACGCUUAAAGAAAUACAAAUAAUCGUUUUCGGUCAUUGGGGGGAGGAAUCAAUAUCGAUCAAUUUCUGCUGUAAAUGGUGCACUAGUUUGCUUGUGUCGACACAAUAAUGUUGGGUAGCCCUUCGAAUAACGGAGGCAUUAGGAUGCUGGCCCCCCCUGCUCCCAAUGAUGACAGGCGGGUUGAGUUUGUGGCUCUCACGGCCGUUCACACCGAAAGAAGCGAGCCGUCGACCCCAGAGCGCGGACACCCGUCUCACCGCACCGGCUUACUGGGCACACCGCUGCCGGUGCCCCCGGGCCCGAGGGCGACCCCUUCUGCCUCCAGCAAACGCUUCAGAAAGUUACAGAACUGCCUGUACAACGUACUGGAGAGACCCAGAGGAUGGGCGUUCAUCUAUCAUGCCUUCAUUUUUCUCCUAGUGUUCAGCUGUCUGGUGCUUUCUGUGUUCUCCACCAUCCCAGACCAUCAAAAAUUUGCCAACGAGGGGCUCUUCAUCCUGGAGUUUGUGAUGAUCGUGGUUUUUGGGCUGGAGUACUUUGUGAGGAUCUGGGCAGCCGGAUGCUGUUGUCGGUACAGAGGAUGGCAGGGUCGGCUACGGUUUGCCAGAAAGCCCUUCUGUGUCAUAGACUUCAUUGUGUUUGUGGCGUCACUGGCAGUGAUAGCAGCGGGCACACAGGGAAACAUCUUCGCUACAUCUGCUCUGCGCAGCAUGCGUUUUCUGCAGAUCUUGCGCAUGGUGCGUAUGGACCGCCGGGGAGGAACCUGGAAGCUGCUGGGCUCUGUGGUGUACGCUCACAGCAAGGAGCUGAUCACAGCCUGGUACAUUGGCUUCCUGGUACUGAUCUUCGCCUCAUUCUUGGUCUAUUUGGCUGAAAAGGAGGAUAACCAAGAGUUUUCAACUUAUGCUGACUCCCUCUGGUGGGGAACAAUCACCCUCACUACUAUCGGCUAUGGUGACAAGACGCCACACACCUGGCAAGGUCGGCUUUUAGCAGCUUGUUUUGCCCUGCUAGGAGUGUCCUUCUUUGCCCUGCCGGCUGGCAUCCUGGGUUCAGGUUUUGCUCUGAAAGUGCAGGAGCAGCACCGGCAGAAACACUUUGAGAAGAGGAGGACUCCCGCUGCCAACCUCAUACAGGCUGCGUGGCGUCUCUACUCUACAGAUGCCCAGCACUCAUAUCUCACAGCCACCUGGUAUUUCUAUGACAGUAUGCUGCCGUCCUUCAGAGAACUGACAUUACUGUUCAGUCACCUCCAACGGCAGCGUAGCACCAAGAAGGUUCUUCACAACUCCUACCACACGUUGCUGUCGGGGCUCCGGCCGUAUAGCUCCCCCUACCUGUCCGGGGACAGUGGGAAGAUGGGUUUCCGUGACCGCAUUAGGAUGAACAAUUCACGCUCCUCUCAGGCUAUCCGGAGCAAGGCUUCUCCUUUACCCCCAGGUAAUGUUCGCCGCUCCCCCAGCACGGAGAACGUUUCUGAAGCCACCAGCCCCGGCAAGGUCCAGAAGAGCUGGAGCUUUAAUGAUCGGACUCGAUUCCGUACCUCUCUCCGCCUAAAACCUCGUCCUGCUGCAGAAGUGGAGGGAGUCGGAGAGGAGCACACAGAGGACAAAUCUUACUGUGAUGUUGCCAUGGACGAUGUGAUACCAGCAGUGAAGACCCUAAUCCGUGCUGUUAGGAUUCUUAAAUUCUUGGUGGCCAAGAGGAAGUUUAAAGAAACCCUGCGGCCAUAUGACGUAAAAGAUGUGAUUGAGCAAUAUUCAGCUGGACACCUCGAUAUGCUGGGAAGAAUCAAAAGCCUGCAGACGAGGGUGGAUCAGAUCAUAGGAAGAGGUACCAUUCCAUCAGAUAAAAAAGUGAGGCCUGAAAAAGGGGAGAAAACUCCUCCUGAACUGGAACAGAUGGAUGAAUUAAGCAUGAUGGGACGUGUGGUGAAAGUGGAGAAGCAGGUGCAGUCAAUUGAAAACAAGCUGGACCUGCUCCUAAACUUCUAUUCACAGUGCCUGAAAAAGGGCUCGUCCCACUUCACCCUGUCUUCCCUGCUGGAACCUGACUUGACGUCUGACUACCACAGUCCCACCGAUCAACGUGACCUGUUCCCCUCCGUGAACACCCUUAAUAUCUCCCACUCAGACAGUGGCAACAUGGAAUGACCCCAGAGACACCCGGCAGCAGCCCCGCUCUGAAUGUAGCAUCAGGGCAACUCAUCCAAAGGCUAAAUACCUCCCUAAAUUAACCUAGCACAGUUCCUCUAAACAACUGCUGUAUCCUUGCAUGGGUUCAUCCUUUGCACAGUGGAUGGUGGCUUCUGGCCAACCUUUCUAGACUUUGCCUUGCAAACUAUGCCCUGAUAUUUCGCACUGUCCAGUUUAAAUUUUAACAUGCCUGUAGUAACUUUCUUCUUUUUACUUCAUUUCAACUGAUUCAGGAAAGUUUUAGACAAAUAUUUACUUACUUGGAUUGAAGAUAUUAUCGAGGUUUUGUUGAACAUAUGGAUUUCUUCCAGUAGAUGGCAGAGUUUAAUCUGAAGUGGUCUUCAACCAUCACUUUUUAAAAGUCUUCCAAAAUAUGUGGGGAUGAAUCUCCUGACUGCUACAAAACUGUCCCCUUUACAUUUCGUUGAUGGUAUUUCUUUCUGGAAGUCUCUGUGCCAAUAUCGUUUCUCGGUUUUGUUGAGCUUUUGAUAACCAAUAGGCCCCCAGAGCAAUUCUAUUUUUCUGUCUGUCUUUUUUUCUAAGAAAUCAGGGCAUUGUGAACUGAAUUAGAAUUUCGGACUCUCCUUCUCGGCCUUGGCCUUACACUUUGGCCUGAUGCAAUAGACUCCUUGUGCCACCAGAAGUCGCUGAGCUUCUAAUGAAUGUACUGCAUCCAGUACUUUUCCUUUAUCACUGACAUGUCCUUCAAGAAAACAGCAUCACAGAUUGCUAUAAAGAACAGCAUGAUAGACUGCUGGAUGAUAUUUCCACCAAAGCAUCAUCUCCUGUCAUUUUGAUCUUGCAUGGUUCCUCUGGCCACUUCAGGAAGGAAGGAACUUCAAAAUGUGAGACCCUCAGGUUUCCUUCUCGCAUCUCUUUGGCUUAUUGGGUCCCUCUCUUCUGCGAUAGCGCCCUUGCCACUGCAUCAUCUCUCAGAAGCCCACCGUGCAAAAAAUAAGAAAAUCAAAUAAAUAAAUAAAAGUAUUCUUUGAUGAAAUAGCCAGCAUUAAAGUGCAUGUUAAUAGUUUGAAUAGUUCAGGCAAGUUUGAUUUAAUUUAGUGGGUUAUAGUUAUAGAGGCUGCUCAUAUGCCCUUCUCUCUGAUCCUCAGCCUCUUUGCCUUGCAGCCCAUCUCUUCAUUCAGCAUGUGCAUCAGUCUAACUGCAAACAAGCAAGAGGGUCAAAAGAAGUCUAUAGCUCCUCCCCAAAUGAGACUCUCAAUCAGUUGAGAUUUAAAGGGAUAUUUCGCUCAAAAAUUGUAAUUUGUGUCCUUCCAAACAUGUAUGAUGGACCUUUUUCACAUUUCUACGCUGUUAAAGAAAUUCGUAAAAAUAUGGCACGAUGUACUGUAUUAAUACUGUACUGUACUGUGUUAGGAUUUUUUUAUUUUAUACAGGUGUUUUACCCGUAGUUUGAAUUUUGCACUACAUUGCGUUGUGUUUUACAGGUAAUGGAAAUGUCUGUAAAAUUACUGCACAACUACCAAUACAUUUUCCCUUUCUUUUCUUAUUUCGUACAGUGUAGGGUUUUCCAAAAGCAGAAACAACAACAAAUACAAUUGCUGUUUCUCUGAUAUCCAAACAAUAUAUAAAUAUUAAGAUAUUUUUAGAUAUUUUAGAAAAUAUCUCUGUAGUCCAUAUAAAUUCAGUGAGGUCCAAAACAGCAUAUCUGACCCUAUAGCUCUUAAUUAGGUUAGAGGGCAUAUUAAAGGCAUAGUUCACUCAAAAAUCUAAAUUUCCCCAUGAUCUACUAUGAUUACACCUAGAUUGUAUUUUGUAAAAUCUGAAAUAUGGAUAUUUUUCCAAAAUUUAACACAAAUGAAAAUCUUCAUUUUAUUAACCCCCUGGAGCUGUGGGGCUCUUCUUCUUUUUUUUUUGUGGUGGAUGGAUACACUUUUUUGCCAUUCAAAAUCUCGAACACAAUCCACUGCCAUUAUAAAGCUUGAAAGAGCCAGGACGUUUUUUGAAUAUAACUCUGAUUGUGUUUGCCGUAAAGAAGAAAGUAAUAUGCAUGAAUAUUUUUGGGUGAGCUAUCUCUUUAAAUUUUGAAUACAAGACCGUGAGAAACUUGCAAUCUUUACAGUGGUCCUAGAUCAUGCUAUUUUCACAACUCACAACUUUCAAAACUGCUCCAUGGUGUCUUCUAAAACUCUUAUUUUUCCAGAAAGAUUUUUCGUCACUUGAACAAUCGGUAUGACGUUAAACAACAGACCAAUCCAUUGAUCACACUGUACUUCCUGUCAGAAAUGAAAUACAGUGCUACCCUGACUAAUGUCUAUUAAAGCCACACGCAUUUGUAACAGCAUGAGUAUAUGAUGACAGAAUAAUUAUUUUUGGGUGAACUAUCCCUUUAAUUCUGUUUCACCAGGUUAUGACCUAACAUUGAAUGCCUUGUUUUGUCAUUCAUCAUCACCCUUAAAGAUCAAUAGGUCAGAGAUCAACCCGGCAUGAAGAAAUACUUAUCAUGCAUUAUGUUUCUGAUUAUUCAAGAACAAAAAAGACUCUCAUAGUGUCUCACACUUGACCUUAACCUCAGCCAUGUACAGACUUGCCACUACUUUUGAAUAACUGAGUAAACUGGGAGCACUGAGACUAAUCCGAGACAUUGAGAUGAGCAUUGAUGCAUGAUCUCAACAUUAAUAUCUAUGCAUGCAGUUAUGGGACUGGUUCCAGCUUUACAUGACAUGCAGUUCAGGUAACGGACAGCAUGGAGCGGAUUGUAGGGAAUACAGCACUCCUCUGCCUUUCUGACAUAGUGAGAGCACACCGACCAUGUGUUUACGGUACAACGGUGGACCUAAGAGAUCGUUUAGGCCACUCGUCAUGGCAUUCAUUUAUCAUUCUAAUGGACAGAACUGGAGUAGACAAUUCAAGCAGAAUUUUCUAUAUUUACUUUUCCCUAGCGCCUUCACGGAUUCCAGUACGUGCAUCCAAAGUGCAUUCAGUACAAAAUCUCAAUCUCCUUUUCGUCACAUUUGUUUCUACUGGACUGCGUUCGAAAACAAACACCUGUUUUCAGAAGUUCUUGUUUCCCGAACACACACUCUCCAACCUCUGUCCCUUUAAUAAGAACCCUUCAGGCAUUACGUAACACUUUUUUCCUCGUUGAUAUGAUUGGUAACUGCUAAUGUGAGAGGUAACUUAAUCUAUAAUGUGUAUGUUUAACUCUGACAUGAUUGUAAAAAUAUAUAUAUAUGAAUAAAUCCAGAUUUUGUUUAUGAAAAACAGGUGUAACGGAUCUCUG